UCUGAAUUAAGUAAACUACUUACGAAUAAUAGCAUAAUUGUAUUACUAACUUCAUAGACUUGUGAACAAUAAUCCUUUAGUACAAUUACAAAAUUAGAUGCCUACUACCUAAACACACUUAAAUUUCUAACUAUAAAGCAAUACCAGAUGUCUUCUAUCCACCUUUUGCAGUAUAAUUAGCUAAAAAUCCUUGCAAAAAGAUAGUUUAAAAAGCAUUCAGUAAGUAGUUUAAACAAAACUAACAAUUUAAGAUACACCAUUGAAGAGUUCUUUUAGUUCAAUAUAUGCAGUUUUCAUUUUUACAUGAUUCUAUUAUUUUUCAAGAGAAAGUGGGAGAGGAUGCAGUAUUUUGAUACCUUGUUUGAACCUAAUCUGCAGCAUUAUUGACCAACAGAUAUCUUAUUGCUCUUGUGUGGAGAAGGAGGCAUUUUUUUGGGGAGAAAAAUCAAGGUUUUAAGACUCCGGUCGUGUGUCGUGAUUUUAUUGAUAGAAGAAUGGAAUAGUAAAAAAAAAAACAAAACUAUAUAGUCUCAUUAUUUUAAUAUUUACUCUCAACUUCUAUUUUCACUAUCAAAUUCUUGAUAUAAACACUUUUAUGGAGUAUAUUACAAAAUUUGAGGGUUUGACUGGUGGAGUUGACAAAUUUACCUCCGGCGACAGGCCGCUCGGCCAUCGAACACUGCAUUCAUUCAUUCAGCUCAUGCCAAUGAAGGAACUCGCUCUCUGAGACUUCCAAUGAGCCAACCACUUCUACAAGAGUCUCUCAAGCCGCCUCAACCAUUACCUUGCAUACGCUUCUCAGAACCCCAAAACCCUCUAAUCGAUCACAGCUUCGAGCAGAACUAUAGAACCACGUGCACUCUCCUCCUCUCCCAAACCCGCUCGAGGCACCUUCCUAAAGGCCUGGCCUUGCAUGCCCACAUCAUCAAGUCUGGAAUCAAUGCAGUUCCGCUCGUCUGCCACCACCUCAUUAACUUCUACUCCAAGCUCCAGUGCCCAGUUGAGUCUACGAUCGUCUUUGGCAAAGCGCCGGUCAAGUCACCCACCACAUGGAGCUCCGUUAUCUCUUCGCUGGCCCAUAAUGAGUCCCCGUGCUUAGCUCUUCAGUAUUUUCGCGAAAUGAUACGUUCUGGUGUCAGACCCGACGAUCAUACUUUCCCGUGUGCUACGAAAUCUUCCGCCAUGCUUUCAGAUUAUCAUAUCGGGGGAAUGGUACAUUGCUUUUCUAUAAAGUCAGGGUUUGAUUCGGAUGUGUUUGUUGGGAGUUCUCUGGUGGACAUGUAUGCUAAGUGCGGGAAGAUAGAUAUAGCUCGGAAGGUGUUCGAUGAAAUGCCUGAGAGGAAUGUGGUUUCUUGGAGUGGGAUGAUAUGUGGGUAUGCUCUGAUAGGCGAGGAUGAUGAGGCUUUAAGGCUUUUCAAGGAAGCGUUAGCGGAAGAUUUGGAUGUCAAUGAUUUCACAUAUUCAAGUGUGAUUCGAGUAUGUGGUAGUUCCACUCUGCUUGAGUUAGGGAAGCAGAUACAUGGGUUGUGCUUGAAAACAAGCUAUGAUUCAUCGAGUUUUGUGGGAAGCUCGUUAAUAUCUUUGUACUCUAAGUGUGGACUUGUAGAAGGUGCUUAUCAAGUUUUUGAAGAGGUGCCGGUCAAGAAUUUGGGUAUGUGGAAUGCAAUGUCUAUAGCCUGUGCUCAACACGGGCACACCAAGAAGGUUUUUGACUUGUUCACACAGAUUGAAAGAGCUGGGCUGAAGCCAAAUUUUAUUACAUUUUUGUGCGUGCUCUAUGCUUGUAGCCAUGCAGGGCUAGAUCAAGAAGGGAAACACUAUUUUGGAUUGAUGAAAGAUUAUGGGAUUGAGCCAGGCGAUCAACAUUAUGCUUCGUUCGUGGAUUGCCUUGGCCGAGCUGGAAAGUUACAAGAGGCUUUAAAAGUUGUUGAAGAAAUGCCUAUGCAACCUACAGAAUCUGUUUGGGGAGCAUUAUUGACUGGCUGUCGCAUUCAUCGCAACAUUGAAUUGGCAGCUUAUGUGGCUGAUAGGGUUUUUGAGUUAGGUCCCGUGAGCCCAGGCCUACAUGUGCUAUUAUCCAAUACUUUUGCAGCUGCCGGUAGAUAUGAAGAUGCAGCCAAAGCUAGGAAGAUGCUGAGGGAACAAGGGGUGAGAAAGGAAACAGGGUUGAGUUGGGUCGAAGAGGGGAACAAGGUGCACACAUUUGCUACUGGUGAUAGGCACCAUGCGAAAUAUAAGGAGAUUUACCAAAAGUUGGACGAAUUAGGGGAUGAAAUGGAGAGAGCUGGUUAUGUUGCAGAUACAAAUUUUGUGUUGCAACAAGUGGGUGACCAAGAGAGGGGCGAGGCGAUCAGGUAUCACAGUGAAAGAAUAGCCAUUGCUUUUGCACUCAUCACAUUUCCACCCGAAAGGCCAAUUAGAGUUAUGAAAAACUUGCGUGUUUGUGGCGAUUGUCACAAUGCUAUAAAGUUUAUGUCCAAGUGCACAAGAAGAAUAAUCAUUGUGAGAGAUAAUAAUCGAUUUCAUCGAUUUGAGAAUGGCAAAUGCACGUGUGGCGACUAUUGGUGACUAUAGAAUUAAUACAGAUCGGAGGAG
Messenger RNA from Ipomoea nil (Japanese morning glory), 2595 nucleotides. Its product is annotated as putative pentatricopeptide repeat-containing protein At5g52630. The record is from RefSeq and is a predicted model, not a curated record. The coding region runs from base 736 to 2568 and encodes 610 amino acids. Gene Ontology annotation, molecular function: protein binding; RNA binding; zinc ion binding. The transcript is spliced from 3 exons. Gene Ontology annotation, biological process: RNA modification. NCBI's taxonomy places the organism in Eukaryota, Viridiplantae, Streptophyta, Magnoliopsida, Solanales, Convolvulaceae.